Symbiodinium sp. CCMP2456 is the source of this 411-nucleotide messenger RNA. Lineage: Eukaryota; Dinophyceae; Suessiales; Symbiodiniaceae. The record is from the annotation of a GenBank genome assembly.
AUGCGCCACCAAAGAUCACAGUUCCACCACUGUGCCAUCGUCGUCAAGACCUGCGACGACGGCUCGAAGUCUCGGCCCUUCGGGCACUGCCUGGUGGCAGGCAUCGACCGGGCGCCACUGAAGGUUACCAGGAAAAUGUCCAAGAAGAAGAUUACCAAGCGCACCAAGGUGAAGCCUUUCACCAAGUAUGUGAACUACAACCACAUCAUGCCGACGCGAUACAACGUGCCUGCCGAGAUUUCCCCGUCCACCAUCUGCACGGACGCGCAGAUGGACACUCCCGAUGGCCGCAAGGAAGCCAGGAAGUUCGCAAAGAGCCUAUUCCAGGAGAAGUUCCAGGCACCACCGCAAGACAAGUCGGGACGCCCCUCCAAGGACGUCCUCUACCUGCGCAAGAAGCUGCGCUUCUGA